Messenger RNA from Polypterus senegalus (gray bichir), 1132 nucleotides. RefSeq names its product E3 ubiquitin/ISG15 ligase TRIM25-like. Lineage: Eukaryota; Metazoa; Chordata; Cladistia; Polypteriformes; Polypteridae. Gene Ontology annotation, molecular function: zinc ion binding. Bases 91 to 1074 code for a protein of 327 amino acids. The record is from RefSeq and is a predicted model, not a curated record. The transcript is spliced from 6 exons.
UCUGAUGUCACAAGAGUUUAAAGUGACUGCAUAGUACAGGGAUUCAAACAGUUUUCUCUCACUUUCAAUUCUGAGUCUUGGCAAAAUACAAUGACAGAAGAGCAUAUCUCAGAAUCUCAGGACCUGUUGACCUGCUUGGUGUGUCUGGAUACACUUAAAGACCCAGUUACUACUCCAUGUGGACACAAUUAUUGCAUGGAUUGUAUUACAGGCUGCUGGGAUCAGACUGAAGAAUACAGCUGCCCCCAAUGCAGAGAAACCUUUACCCCUAGACCAAUUCUGUGCAGGAACACAGUGCUUUCCGAAGUUGUACAGAAAUUAAAGUUCAGGAUACCUUCACCAGUGCCUCAGAACUAUGUUGGGCCAGGAGAUGUAGGAUGUGAUGUUUGUAUUGGAAGAAAAUUUAGAGCUGUGAAGUCUUGUCUAACAUGCCUGGUUUCUUUCUGUGAGACCCAUAUCCAACCACACUAUGAAGGAGCUGCUUGGAAGACUCAUAAACUGGUGGGUCCAACUGGAAAUCUGUUGCAGAAACUGUGUCCCAAGCAUCAGAGAGGUCUGGAGGUGUUCUGCAAAACAGAUCAGACAUGCAUCUGCUUGCUGUGUGUCGCAACUGGACAUCGGAGUCAUGAAACUGUGGAGCUUGAGGUUGAAAGAGCUGAAAAACAGGGAAAGCUGAAAGAGAUAUUGGAUGAGAUCCGCGGGAGAAUCCAGGAAACACAGAAGAAUCUGGAGGAGGCAAAACAGAAUGUCAGACUGGUCAAGAUCUCUGCUGAGAGGGAAGUGCAAGAAGUUGAGAAGAGCCUUGCAGACUUGAUCCACUCUAUUGAAGAGACCCGCAGAAGAUUGACUGGACUGAUCAGAGACCAGGAGAAGAGUGAAGUGAAAAAGGCUGAAGGGCUCGUGGAGCAAUUGCACAAGCAAAUGGAAGAGCUGAAAAGGAAAGAUGAAGAACUUUCUGAGCUUUCCAAGGCAGAAGAUCACAUCCACUUCCUGCAGGUGAUGCACCACUCCCUAUUCAGAAAGCACCAGAGCCAAGCAGUAGAGAUGACUUUUUACACUACUCAUGUCGACUAACUUUGGACCCGAACAGUGCACACACACAUCUCAGUCUGUGUGAGGGAAAUAGGAAGGU